AUGGAGACAAGAGUCCACACCAAGAUAACCAGGAAUGAAAACAUCUUGAACUGCUUGUAUCAAAAGCCUAAUGCAGUUUUUAAGCUGAUUUGCUUUCCCUGGGCUGGAGGUGGCUCCGUUUAUUUUGCCAAGUGGGGCCAAUCGUUUAAUGACUCCCUGGAAGUGCAUUCUGUAAGGCUGGCUGGAAGAGAAACUCGAUCCCAGGAACUGUUCGCAAGUGACAUCUACCAGAUAGUUGACGAAAUUGUGCCUGCUCUGCUUCCCGUGGUCCAGGAUAAAGCAUUUGCAUUUUUUGGCCACAGUUUGGGAUCCUACAUUGCUUUCAUGACCGCACUCAGCCUCAAGGAGAAAUACAAAAUGGAGCCUCUGCAUUUCUUUGUGUCCAGUGCAUAUGCCCCCCACUCAAAAUCCCGGCAUCCAAUUCCUGAACUGAAUACACUGUCAGAAGAACAAGUCAGGCACUACCUUCUGAAUUUUGGAGGCACCCCCAAGCAUCUCAUUGAUAACCAGGAUGUUCUGAGUCAGUGCAUUCCCAUUCUGAAAGCAGAUGUUGCCAUUGUGAAAAACUUCGUCUUUGACACGCCCUCGGAGGCUCUUCUUUCUCAGGACAUAACAUGCUUUUUUGGAUCUGAAGAUACAGUAAAGGACAUAAAAGGUUGGGAAGACAUAACCAGCGGGAAGGUUGACAGCCACAUGCUGCCAGGUGACCACUUUUAUCUGUUGGAACCUAACAACGAGAACUUCAUCAAGAACUAUAUAACCAAGUGUUUGGAAGUGUCGUUACUUGCUUGCUUUUAG
Molecule: messenger RNA, 798 nt
Organism: Microtus oregoni (creeping vole)
Lineage: Eukaryota; Metazoa; Chordata; Mammalia; Rodentia; Cricetidae
Gene: Olah
Product: oleoyl-ACP hydrolase
Exons: 7
Coding region: 1-798 (265 amino acids)
Biological process (GO): lipid biosynthetic process
Source: RefSeq, a predicted model, not a curated record